UCCAGUGCUGUCCAAUGGGCUAUCAAAAAUGAGGUGGUGGAAGUAUGCUUGAUUAGCAUGGACACUGGAAAUGAACUCACAAAAGUGAUUGGACUGCACAUUGUUGAAUCCAUACUUCGGGUGGACUUCGGAAUAUCAUACUUAUUCAGUCCUGCAGCUGAUCACCUGUUGAAUAGACUGAUGAGAACAUGGGACAAUUUGGUAAAUCAGAUAGCUGUUGCGCACGACUUCUCUCCUCGAAUCCUCUUUCAUACCAUCCGGUGCUACACUCUCUUAUGUCAUGAUGAAAGGGGACAUAAUCUUGUGAAGCAGUCACUCCCUAAAUCCUUCAUCAACGGCACUUUUCAUGAAAGCCUGAAGGAGUUUCCCGUGAUUCGUAGAUUGCUUUCACAGCUGCUACUGAUUGCUGGUAUAAACGACUCAUGAGCAGCUUUUUCAGUUCACAAGAUCUCAUCAUUCAAAGAAGUAUCAGGAUUAAUGGUGUAUUUCCUCAAAGCUGCUGCAUUUCGGGGCUCAGGUGUUAUAUGGCAUAAUGUAGAAAGUUUCUCAGAUUGUUACCUUAGAGAGAGAAAUUGGCUGAUGUUUACCCGUGUCUUUUGUUGGGUGUACAUAAGCCUCUGUAAAUUGCAUUUUUGCUGGAAAUUCUUGGCACGAUCCUCGAAUCCUCAAGAGAUUCUAGCUUGUUUUUAUACUUCUCUUUUUACUGUCCAUGAUCACGUCUGCUAUAA
Messenger RNA from Eucalyptus grandis, 728 nucleotides. RefSeq lists its product as uncharacterized. Gene Ontology annotation, cellular component: CCR4-NOT core complex; P-body; CCR4-NOT complex. Lineage: Eukaryota; Viridiplantae; Streptophyta; Magnoliopsida; Myrtales; Myrtaceae. The transcript has 5 exons. Gene Ontology annotation, biological process: negative regulation of translation; mRNA catabolic process. The coding region runs from base 58 to 426 and encodes 122 amino acids. The record is from RefSeq and is a predicted model, not a curated record.